AUGUCACCAUCAUUACAAUCGCCAUCAAUAAAUGAUGAUAAUCCAUCAAAUGAAUCACAUUUGUCAUCAUCACCUUCAGCAUUGCCAUCAAAUGAAAUUCACAACCAUGAUACAAGGUUAGAAUUACCAAAAGAACCAUUACACAACCAUGAUACACAAUCAGAAUCGCCAAAAGGACAAUUAGACAACAACGAUACAAAAUCAACAAAUGAACUGCUGUCCAAUGAUAGUUUAGAAUCAUUUUCACCACAACAAACCAAUAAUAAUAAUCAAGAAUUACCAGUUAGUGAACCAAAUAAUGAACCAAAAUCAAAAUCACCCACUGUAAAUAACAAUGGUAAUAAAAGUGAUUGUGAUUGUGGAAAAAGAAGAAUGGAUGCAAUUGAAGAUAGUCUUGAAAACUUUUUCAUAAAAUAUAUUAAAUUGAAUUAA
This is a messenger RNA of Entrophospora candida, 432 nucleotides long. The record is from the annotation of a GenBank genome assembly. Lineage: Eukaryota; Fungi; Glomeromycota; Glomeromycetes; Entrophosporales; Entrophosporaceae.